GAAAGCGGGGUGUGAUUUUUGCUACCCUUCCUCAUGAAAUACUGGACAUGACAAACAAAUUCAUGACAGAUCCAGUAAGGAUCCUUGUAAAACGUGAUGAAUUGACAUUGGAGGGCAUCAAACAAUUUUUUGUUGCCGUUGAAAGGGAGGAAUGGAAGUUUGAUACCCUCUUUGAUCUUUAUGAUACCCUCACUAUCACUCAAGCUGUUAUAUUCUGUAACACUAAGCGAAAGGUGGACUGGUUAACUGAAAAAAUGCGUAACAAUAAUUUCACUGUCUCAUCAAUGCAUGGUGACAUGCCUCAGAAAGAAAGAGAUGCUAUUAUGGGAGAAUUUCAUGCUGGAACAACCCGUGUACUAAUAACAACUGAUGUUUGGGCCCGUGCUCUUGAUGUACAGCAGGUUUCUCUAGUUAUCAAUUAUGACCUUCCAAAUAAUCGUGAGCUUUACUACAUUCAUCGAAUUGGCCAUUCUGGACGUUUUGGAAGAAAGGACAAUUCUUAG
Molecule: messenger RNA, 503 nt
Organism: Glycine soja
Lineage: Eukaryota; Viridiplantae; Streptophyta; Magnoliopsida; Fabales; Fabaceae
Product: eukaryotic initiation factor 4A-III homolog A-like
Exons: 5
Coding region: 48-503 (151 amino acids)
Cellular component (GO): catalytic step 2 spliceosome; nucleolus
Molecular function (GO): RNA helicase activity; mRNA binding
Source: RefSeq, a predicted model, not a curated record